AUGGUGUAUUCCUGGGACGAUAAGGAGGCCGUGUGCUAUCGGCUGUAUGUGGAGGAGCGCAGGAGUCUGGAAGAAGUGAUAUCGUAUUGGGAGGCCCGGGGCUUUACCCCAAGCAAGCGGGCGUUUCAGACGCAGUUCAAGCGAUGGGACUUUCCGAGCAAGCAGAAUCCCGCACACAAGAACCCCGCCCUCGUCGCGCGGCUGCACCAGCUAUGGGAGCAGAACUACACGCAAAAGGACAUGGUGGAUACCCUGCAAGCUGAAGGCUUCAGUAUCAACGACCGCGAGUUGCUCCGCCUACGACUCAGACUCAAGCUUUUGCUCAGAGAGAGCGUUUCGUCGCUUGCGCAGUUUGCCAAGAAAAGGGACCGUUGGCCUCGGCAUUCGAUGCACCGACGGGCCAACGCCGACCUCCUCGGAUCUACCUCGCCAUUUUGCGCAUAG
Exserohilum turcica Et28A is the source of this 444-nucleotide messenger RNA. RefSeq lists its product as uncharacterized. Bases 1 to 444 code for a protein of 147 amino acids. The record is from RefSeq and is a predicted model, not a curated record. NCBI's taxonomy places the organism in Eukaryota, Fungi, Ascomycota, Dothideomycetes, Pleosporales, Pleosporaceae. The transcript is spliced from 3 exons.